Molecule: messenger RNA, 1443 nt
Organism: Symbiodinium pilosum
Lineage: Eukaryota; Dinophyceae; Suessiales; Symbiodiniaceae
Source: the annotation of a GenBank genome assembly
GUCGCAGGUAGCCUGGGCGUCAUGGAGGAGAGAAGCUAUGAGCACUUCGGCCUCUUGAACGAGCUGCGAGCAGCUGGCUACACCUGUCCAGGGGGCUCAUCCUAUGCCCCAAAUGACGUGCCGUUGAAGUUCGACUGUCGUUUGUGGAAGGCAUCUCAGCUCCACUCGCAGGACAUGGCAGACAAUGGCUACUUCUCCCACACGAGCCAAGAUGGCAGAAGCCCUUGGGACAGAGCAGAGGCUCAGGGAAUUAGGGCGAAUGGUGAAAACAUAGCGGCCGGGCGGAGUGGCGCUGCAUCUGUCUUGGAUCAGUGGAAGAAUUCAGAUGGGCACUGCAAGAACAUGAUGAAUCCGAAUUUCAAGGUUUUUGCAGUAGGCUAUGCCUAUAAUUCAGAGUCACGGUACCGGCAUUACUGGACACAGAUGCUCAAGAGCUCAGAUGUCUCUGACCUGGAUACUUCCUGCUACAUCACGGCAGCAACGACGAGCUCUGCAACAACCACUACAACCGUCGCUGUCACCACCACUACAACUACUACCACUACCACCAGCACCACCACCAGCACCACCAGCACCACCAGCACCAGCGUUGUCGACAAUACCACCAUUCAAAGCCAGCUGAACGCCACAACCUCUUCCGCAGCGACAAGUGCUGUGGCAAACACCACGGGCUUGGAUGAGCAAAGCCGAAGCACCAGCUCCACCAGCUCCAGCGGGCGGACGACACAGGGCACUCUCGAAGAGAGCGUCACAUCCACGUCAUCCACAUUUUCUACAUCCCUAACUUCCACGGCGAAGGUAGAGACUUCAACAACGCAGCUGGUCACAAGCACAGCCGGGCUGGCGCCGACGCGCAGAGACUUCGUGAAAGGCCAGAUCUCAAUGCGAAUGCGCUCCGGUGAGUCGUUGGCAUCACCACCACUUGAUUGGCUGAAGACGUUCCUGACGCAGUUGGGUGGCGGCCUUCUUCAGGCCAUUUCGUUCACUGCUCGCCGCCUUCGGCGCCUUGAGGGUACAAACACGACAGUCUCCUUUACUGCAGAGGUCCCUGCUGGCCGUGGGGCUGAGGUUGCCGCACGCCUUGAGUCCCCCGAGGUCUUCGCGGCAACCCUGACGGAGGUAGACUUGCCAGAGACAGUCGAGGUGCUGUCAGUGGAGGUUUCCGAGGUCCUGGAAGCUGAAGCUUUGGAGGGCCCAGCAGAAGUUAAUUCGGCAGACGGAGCUUUGAUUGCCGUCCUGGUCUUCGCAGGCCUGGCUGUGUUCAGUAUCAUCGGCAUUCUGGCUUUCUGCUAUUGGCGCAAGCAAGGAACCCCGAAGAAUGUCACAAGCGAAGGCUGUGGCGAUCCAGAGGCUCAGGUGCCUCCGAUGAACCUACCAGGCUUUCCAGGAGACGCAGAUUUCCGGAAGUCACGCUCCAGCAAUGUGGUUGUGUCUCACCUUUGA